Molecule: messenger RNA, 2118 nt
Organism: Zingiber officinale
Lineage: Eukaryota; Viridiplantae; Streptophyta; Magnoliopsida; Zingiberales; Zingiberaceae
Exons: 2
Coding region: 358-1671 (437 amino acids)
Molecular function (GO): calmodulin binding
Source: RefSeq, a predicted model, not a curated record
ACUUUCUCUCUGCCUCCCUCAAUUUAAAAUGGGCAACGACUGCUGGCCUUCGUCUUCCUACCUUCCGCUUCAAUUCUCGCCUCAGCGAGAGUAGGCGUCACGCUCACUUUUGCUUCGAGGAUCAUGCAUUGAUUGCUUUUCUCCAGGUGCAACGUUUCUUACCGAAGAUUUAUUCGCUAGAUCUUUAUUUCCUCUGAUGGUUCCAAUCAUACUUCUCUUUAUUGCAUAUUCCUUUGUGUUAUGAACAACGUUAGGUUAAUGGAUUUUGUGACAAAAAAAAAGGAGAUUUAGUUGCAGAGGCAAAUCAGUAGAUUGAAGUCAUGGAUCCUAACUUCGUCAGCAGUUAAGUUGGCUGGCAUGGCUUCCUCCAGAUCAAGCACUCUCCUGAACGACAAGACCACGUCAAUCUCUUCAUCCUAUACCAGUUCCGAUGAGCUUCGCCGGCGGAGGGCCGCCAAAACCUCGGUCUCGGGUUCGCCUCAGCGGGAGACUAAUCCGUUGCAGCACAAGCCUAUAGUUCGAUCCACCAGCGACAGCGCCGCAAAAGUUAGCGGAUCCACGCCACUGCAAACACACAGCGCCACCGCCAAUAAAUCGCGUUCGCCAGGAAUCGCAAGAAAGUCGGCGGAGAAACCUUCAUCGCCGUCCAGCUCUCCUUUGAAAUCAUCUUCGACGGCGAGCGCUACUGCCAGAGAAAAGACGCCGAGGCCUUCUUCCUCCAGUGUUUCGCGGAUUGCAGCGUCUUCAAAGCCGGCGAGCGUAUCGGAGAAAACAACGAGAGCUCUAAAAGCCGGCGUCGGAGGGGCUCUAUCAUCUGCCAAGGCUCGGAAUCCGGCGGGUAGCGUCGUCUCCAACAAAAAGAAGCUCAGUACUUCGGAGGUCGACGCCGACCGAAGGGCAUUAAGUGAGGAUCCAUCAGUUACAACUGACAAAGAUUAUUUUGUUGUUACUUCCCUGGAAGGCCAUGUUUCCGGCGAGAACAAUCACAUCGCAGGAACGGAAGCGGAAUCAAUUGAAGCCAAGGAAGAAACACUCGCUGAGACUAAUAAAGCCGCCGAGGAAGACGAUACUAACCUAGAAUCUCAACCAGAAGAUCAGCACGAUUCACCAGAGCACGAGCUCGAUGGGAAUAUCGAUCACGAUGGAAACAGACUGCCUGAGAUUGCCAACGGGCACCUCUCUGAGGAGCCGCCGUCUGUUGGGAUCAUCGAAUCACCUCGUGAAGAACCAUGCGAGGUUGCAAAGGUAGAAGCUGAAACAGAGGGCGCGAAUUUAGUGAUGCCUGACCCAUGUGCAGGCGAUGCCAUGCCAGAGAACAGAGAAGAUGAUGCAGAUCAGGAGAAUAGUAUCGACAAGUCUCCGGCGGCAGAGUCAACGGUGGAGAAGAUUUGCGUCAGGGAAGCUCGGGAGAGUAAAGCUCCAGCACCGGCGCCGGCUGAACCUUGGACGGCGACGUUAGUUGAGAACGGAGGGGAGACGUCGCCGAUGGUGAGGGUGUUUAAGAAGCCGACUCUGUUGUUGGCGAAGAAGGAGGAGAAAGUGAGCAACGACGUGAUCGAGGAGACGAGGAGCAAGCUGUUGGAGAAGAAGAAGAGCAAGGUGAGGGCUUUGGUGGGAGCAUUCGAGACGGUCAUAUCGUUGCAGGACGAGAGUCAACCUGGUAAAAACUAAAAACCAGGCGACCAACUCCAGCAAAGAAUCAACCGAGUUGACUUAGAGGUCAGGGAUUGAGCUUUUCAUCUUUUCCGUGCGUAUUUCCUUGUUUUUUCUUCCUCCUUCCUUCCUUCUUCACUUUUUAAAAUGUGAUUGACGAGCAGUUUCGUGUGCUGCACAAUCGAUGGAGUUUGUUUGCCGAUUGGACUAUAAAUGUGCGUAGUGUGUGGCUUGAGAUAUGCUUCUAGGCGUUGAGCACGGACAGAAUGGCCGGCCGGCCUGCCGGCCAGCCGCCUGGCCCAGCCUUAGCUCAUCCGGGAAUCUGUUUUCGUAGCGAUUCGAACGAUUCUCGCUGACUCCAUCCAUAGCGUCACCUGCUCAGCAUCUCGCGGCGCAGGCGAGAAGACAAGCGCAAAAGACGUGGGAAAGCAUAAAAUAAAUCUCCUCCCACGCGUCCGCGCCGGU